AUGUAACAAAUCAAAAAAAUUGAUUUAGUCAGAAACUCAAGCAAAAACAAAAGUUUUUAGGAAAUUUAUGAUUUUAACAAAAGUUAUGUAGGAUCCUAAGUUUAUGUAGAAAUUGGUUUAAGGUUCAUAUGAGAUGGAUUACAAGACAGUGCAUAGAGAAACUGGUUUAAGCAGAGCAGUAAAGAUAAUUCACAAGGCAAGUGUAAAUUAUAAAGAAAGAUUGAAUAAUGAACUUAGAACUGUAGUAUUAUUGGUAUUCUGGAAACUUAGUUUAUUUAAGGAUCAUAAAGAUAUUAUAAAGGUUUUUGAGACUUAUGAAGAUACAGAUUAUAUCAUUGAGUUAAUGGAGUAAAUAAUAAAUUAUAAAUUAAGAUAUGUAAGGAGGCGAUACCUUGAUAAAGUAUUAGAAUAUGGUAAUUUUUAUAAUAAAGAGGUUUAACUAUAUUCAUAGAAAUUAUUAGAUCUGUUGAUGACUAAAUCAUUGAAUAUGGUUCAUAGAGAUUUGAAACCAGAGAAUGUUUUAUUUUAGAAAUAUAACAAUUUGGAUUCUCUUUAUAUUAUUGAUUUUGGUUUAUCUAAAGUAUUUUAACCUGGUCUUUUGCAUUAAUGA
Paramecium sonneborni is the source of this 610-nucleotide messenger RNA. Lineage: Eukaryota; Ciliophora; Oligohymenophorea; Peniculida; Parameciidae. The record is from the annotation of a GenBank genome assembly.